This is a messenger RNA of Theileria equi strain WA, 171 nucleotides long. RefSeq lists its product as hypothetical. The transcript has 3 exons. Bases 1 to 171 code for a protein of 56 amino acids. The record is from RefSeq and is a predicted model, not a curated record. NCBI's taxonomy places the organism in Eukaryota, Apicomplexa, Aconoidasida, Piroplasmida, Theileriidae.
AUGCCAGCUGGAACUGAGGGUGGUAAAAAAAAGCCCUUGAAGGCCCCAAAGAAGGUUGUGAUCCAGACAGAGGAAGAUAUUGAGUUCAAGAAAAAGGAAUCAGAGAAUAGAAAGCUCAUGGAGGCAGCAAGAAACGAACUGUUGGCCAAAAAGGCUGGAAAAAAGAAGUGA